CGGCCACAGCUGUCUUUUCAUUUGAUAUAUCAACUUACAUGAGCGUUAAAAACGUUUCAUUGACCAUUGACUCUACCGAUAGCCAGCGUUUACAUAUCAGGGGGACAUGUUGUCAAGACAACUUCACAGUGAAUGCUAGUUCGUUAGCUGGACUUAGGUGCGAGACGUCACAAGGCGUUGUAGCAGCAAACCACGAAGUUGUAGAUGAAGUGGUUAAUGAAGAAGUCAUAGAGGACGGUUCUAACGAUGCACAUCGCAAUGAGAGUGAGUCAAAUGAAGAGCCUAUCACCAACACUAGUUCAAACAUUGGACUUGUAGUUGGUAUCGCGGUCGGAUCUGCAGCUGUCAUCGUCGCCGUUGCAGUUGGAGCAAUGAUAUUUAAAGCAUGUAACGGGAAAAACAAUAAACUGUCACAGAAAGAUACAUUCCAAAAUGUGGACAUGUCAACGCCAGCAUACAACUCAGCCAAGAUGCAUUACAAUUACAGAUAUUGAAAAUCAGUGGCCCUCUGAGAUAUUUUGGAAUAUUUAACCUGACUAUUCUUAAAAAAUUGAAUGAAUCGUAUAAACCGUAAAUGUCAUGGAUUGAUAACUUGGUCAACUUGGAGUAAGUUUGAUUUCGUUGAAGCAAUAUGUAUAAUCGAUUCUAUUAGCUUGUCAAACAAAACCAAACAAACAAAUUAAAGCAUUUCAUUAACACCACCCAUCCCAAAAACAACAAACAAGCAAAAAACGAAGAUUGCGAAUUGCUUAAUGGCUUUCAUUUAGAAAAUUGUAUUUCUACCUCAAUAGGUUGGUCUUAUUCAACUCACAAUGCAUGAAAUAAUCAUUACAACUGUUGAAAAACAUUCAGUUAAACCACACGUGGAAUAAAUUCUAAAUGCGUUUUGAUUGGUUGACACGGUGACCGUUGACCGGAAUUAUUUUUUAAUCAAUUGGCUCAAUGCAAUUCGAUUGGAUAACACUUGAAGGUUUCUUCACGAUAUCCUCGAAAUGAUAACGCAUAGGA
Pecten maximus is the source of this 1008-nucleotide messenger RNA. RefSeq lists its product as uncharacterized. The transcript has 3 exons. NCBI's taxonomy places the organism in Eukaryota, Metazoa, Mollusca, Bivalvia, Pectinida, Pectinidae. The record is from RefSeq and is a predicted model, not a curated record. The coding region runs from base 39 to 494 and encodes 151 amino acids.